Thyridium curvatum is the source of this 1542-nucleotide messenger RNA. RefSeq lists its product as uncharacterized. The record is from RefSeq and is a predicted model, not a curated record. The transcript has 15 exons. Lineage: Eukaryota; Fungi; Ascomycota; Sordariomycetes; Thyridiales; Thyridiaceae. Gene Ontology annotation, molecular function: (S)-2-(5-amino-1-(5-phospho-D-ribosyl)imidazole-4-carboxamido) succinate lyase (fumarate-forming) activity; N6-(1,2-dicarboxyethyl)AMP AMP-lyase (fumarate-forming) activity. Gene Ontology annotation, biological process: 'de novo' AMP biosynthetic process. Bases 1 to 1542 code for a protein of 513 amino acids. Gene Ontology annotation, cellular component: cytosol.
AUGGCCGACCAAACCCAGGAUGCCCAGGCACAGAUCCUGGAGCUUCAAAAGCAGAUUGAGCAGCUCAAGGCCCAGGGGCCCCAGAAGAGCCCUUACGAUGUCUAUCAGACGUCUCUCACGAGCCGCUACUGCAGUGCAGAGAUGACCAAGCUCUUCAGCCAGAGGUCGAGGCACUCUCUCUGGCGCAAGCUCUGGCUGAGCCUUGCCGAGGCUGAGUACGAGCUGGGCGUCGAUGCCAUUACACCUCAGGCCCUGGACGAGAUGAGGGCUCACCUGACCGUGACCGACGAUGAUUUCGAGGCGGCCCGUGUCGAGGAGAAGAUCAGACGUCAUGAUGUCAUGGCCCACGUCCACGCCUUUGGCCUUGUUGCCCCGGCUGCCGCCGGCGUCAUUCACUACGGCGCCACCUCUUGCUAUGUCACUGACAAUGCAGAGCUCAUCAUGAUGCGCGACGCCCUCGACAUGUUGACCAAGAGGCUGUCCAAGGUCAUUGCCAACCUCAAGUCGUUCGCUCUUCAGUGGAAAGCGGAACCGACAUUGGCCUACACGCAUCUGCAGAGCGCCCAGCCGAUUACUGUUGGUCGUCGCGCGGCCCAAUGGCUGCAGGAUCUGACCUUUGACUUGGAGGCUCUCGAGACUGUUCGGAAGAACCUCAAGCUGCGUGGUGCACAGGGAACCACCGGUUCUCAGGCCUCCUUCCUGGAGAUCUUCCAGGGUGAUCACGCCAAGUGUGAUCAACUGAACGAACUGCUCUGCAAGAAGCUCGGCUUCCCCGCCUGCUACGAUAUCUCUACGCAGACAUACUCACGCAAAGUCGAUCUGCUCGUUGCCCAGGCUGUGGCCGGCCUGGGAGCCAGUGCCCACAAGAUGGCGAACGACAUCAGACUGCUCAGCAACUUCCAGGAGGUUGAGGAGCCUAUCGAGGCUAAGCAGAUCGGUUCCUCGGCCAUGGCCUUCAAGCGCAACCCUAUGCGAAGCGAGAGAAUUUGCUCCUUGUCCCGUGCCCUGAUGGCCAAGCCGGCUUCUUUUGCCAACACCCUGUCUACCCAGUGGAUGGAGAGGACGCUCGAUGACUCUGCCAUUAGGCGCAUGGAUAUCCCUGAGAUGAUGCUCCUCGCAGAGGCCGUCCUUAUCGGACUGGACAACGUGACGGACGGUCUCGUUGUCUACCCGGCACGGAUCCGAAGCAGAUUCCUUGACCAGCUGCCGUUUAUGGUGACUGAGGCGAUUAUCAUGAAGCUUGUGGCCAAGGGCGCUUCCAGACAACAGGCGCAUGAGGAGAUCCGAGUUCUCUCGCGCGAGGCUGCCAGCGUCGUGAAGAUGGAGGGCAAGCCGAACGACCUGAUCGAGCGGAUCCGCAAGACCGAGUUCUUCCAGCCCAUCUGGGACGAGCUGGACACGAUGAUGAAGCCCGAGCUGUACAUCGGCCGCAGCGUCGAGAUUGUCGAGAGAUACUGCGGCGCCGGUGGCCCCGUGGAGAAGCUGCUUGCGCCGUACGAGCAGUACCUCGCCAAGUCGACCACUGCGCAGCUGAAUGUGUAG